AUGAGUGGAUCAUACAGUCUAUUACAUUUUAAGGAAUGGAAGGAGAUGAGGUCAAUUUUCCAGCAGAUUCCUCAGAUAGUCUUUCUCAACGAGGAAGCGUCGCCUCAUCUGCAACACUUUCCCGUGCCCAAGAUGUGCUUGUAUAUCUGUUUGGAGAGAGAUGUUUUUGCCUUUUGGCUGUGUUCUCCAUUACUUGAAUUGCAGUUAAAACCAAGACACCAGGCUUAUAAAUUAUGCAGACAAUGGCACGACCUGUUGUAUCGCUUCACAGAGGCCUCAGAGGAGGACAUAUCACAAGAUGAGCCUUUUCUUCAGUAUCGUCGAAAUGUUUUUUAUUCCAAAACAAAAGAACUCCUGAUUGAAGAUGAAGCUGUUCUAAGGCUUUUGUAUGAAGAAGCCAAAAACAACAUCCUGACCGGACGCUAUCCUUGCGAUCCAGAACACUGGACCAGCCUUGGGGCUUUGAGCCUGGCUAUAGAAGAAGGGAUUGGUAUAGAGAGCCAAAAGCUAACGUCUGUAAUUAGAGAAAAGAAGUUGUCAUCCUUCCUGCCCCCUCACGUCGCUUUGGGAAGUGGAGGACUAUUCUCGACCCUGAGAGGAAAGUCGAGUCGCCAGGCAGGUCUGGAGCAGAACCUUUUAGAAGAAUACAGAAAGAUCGACAUAUCAGCGGGGAGUUCCUCUGGGUGCACACCGCUCUUACACCAGUAUCUGAACACCUGCCACUCUCUGCCUUAUUAUGGAUGUGGCUUCUUUGAUGGGGAAAUUGACAAACCUGCUCAGGGGAUCCUGCAAAGAGGACGAAGGAAAGCGGUUAAUGUUGGAAUCUGUCUUGAAGGAGUGUAUGUUAUGGAUGUAAAAGAAAAGCAUGUACUUCUGGGUCUGAGGUUUAGUGAACUGUCCUGGGACCACACCUAUCCUGAAGAGGAGGGGGAUUCGCAUAUACUGUGGCUGGAGUUUGAUGGAGAGGAAGAUGGAACGCCUGUCAAUAAACUCCUCAAGAUAUAUUCAAAACAAGCGGAGCUCAUGAGUGGCUUCAUAGAGUACUGUGUGGAGCUGAAGUGUGUAUCUGAGGCAGCAGCAGCAGCAGCAGCUGACUCAGACGGACAGACGAGUCAUUCUGAAGCUUCUGGAAAAGAUUCGAGCAGCAAAAACGGCAGAGGAGGGCGGCGGGGUUUGCUACGCAGACAAAGCAGCGUUGUCUGCAGUCGUGUCCACUCACUUAACACGAUUAGCUAUGUGGAUAACGGAAAGGAAAUUAAGCGCUUGAAACCAAAAAGAGCUGCUUCUUUCUUCACUCGGCAGGCAACUUUAUCCACCUACUCUGCUGUUCAAGGGGCAGACAAUCUGGAGCAGGGUUACAAACCAGGAAGUAGCAGUGGUGUUGCAGGAGCAGUGGAAGGCUGCCGUCCUGGCUCGUCUCUAGUCUAG
Knipowitschia caucasica is the source of this 1428-nucleotide messenger RNA. The record is from the annotation of a GenBank genome assembly. NCBI's taxonomy places the organism in Eukaryota, Metazoa, Chordata, Actinopteri, Gobiiformes, Gobiidae.